GGUUCUCUAAUUUUCAUAGCCUUAAAAUCUGAAGCAAUUGCAAGCACUCGAUACAGUAACCAGAAUGCCAAUCACAAGGAUAGCAAUAGGACUACCACAGCAUGAUAUCCUGCAAUCAGAUGCACUUAAGGCUGCACUGGCUGAGUUCAUCAGUACAGCGAUUUUUGUUUUUGCCGGGGAAGGGUCAAGUAUGGCCUUCAGCAAGCUUACUGACGAUGGAUCAAGCACCCCAGCUGCUAUCAUUAUGGCAUCACUAGCGCACGCAUUUGGUCUUUUUGUUGGGGUUUCCACCGCAGCCAACAUAUCCGGGGGCCAUUGCAAUCCUGCUGUUACCUUUGGCGCAUUCCUUGGUGGCAACAUCUCUCUUCUCCGUGGCAUUCUCUAUUGGAUUGCUCAGCUUCUUGGCUCCACCGUUGCCUGCCUUCUACUUAAAUUUUCUACUCACGGCAUGACAACAUCAGCAUUUGCUUUAUCCUCUGGAGUGAACGUGUGGAAUGCAUUUGUCUUCGAGAUUGUAAUGACCUUUGGCCUAGUUUAUACUGUAUACGCAACAGCCAUUGAUCCUAAAAAGAGUGAGGUGGGGAUAAUUGCACCUCUAGCCAUUGGUUUUGUCGUUGGAGCUAACAUUUUAGCUGGUGGAGCCUUUGAAGGUGCAUCAAUGAACCCGGCUGUGUCAUUCGGUCCGGCUUUGGUUAGCUGGGACUGGACUAACCAUUGGGUUUAUUGGGCUGGACCAUUGAUCGGAGGCGGGCUCGCCGGAAUCGUUUACGACCUGUUCUUCAUCACCUACAGUCAUGAACCGGUUCCUAGUUCAGAACUCUAAGGAAAAAUAUUGGAACAAAAAUGUUUGGCAUCCACGAAUCUUCCAUUAUUUUAAUAUGUAGUUGUUCCAGGUUCCUUUCUUGUAUUGAAUUGCUGUCCAUCCUGUUUACAGUUGGAUAUUGUUAUAUUUCAUGGCCAUUCUUAAGAGGUUAAGCCUGUCAAUGUGUGGAGUGUUUAAUUCCCAUUUUUAUGGGUUUUGGAUGCUCUUAAUUAUGUCAAGUGCUUUGUUCCUACAACUUUUGUUAUUACAAUUCUGAGUGAAUCUUUCAUUUUUUUUC
Ricinus communis (castor bean) is the source of this 1100-nucleotide messenger RNA. Its product is annotated as aquaporin TIP1-1. NCBI's taxonomy places the organism in Eukaryota, Viridiplantae, Streptophyta, Magnoliopsida, Malpighiales, Euphorbiaceae. The record is from RefSeq and is a predicted model, not a curated record. Gene Ontology annotation, cellular component: plant-type vacuole membrane. Gene Ontology annotation, biological process: transmembrane transport; water transport. Bases 65 to 823 code for a protein of 252 amino acids. Gene Ontology annotation, molecular function: water channel activity. The transcript is spliced from 2 exons.